Molecule: messenger RNA, 2620 nt
Organism: Heterotrigona itama
Lineage: Eukaryota; Metazoa; Arthropoda; Insecta; Hymenoptera; Apidae
Source: the annotation of a GenBank genome assembly
AUGGAACCAUUAUGGGCCAUUGAGCAGCUAAACGAUGAAAUAACGCGUUGAAAUUUGCCAAUAUUGCGGAAACCUGCAAAUAAAAUGUAGACUUACGUGUUGUUUAAAAAAAAACAGAAAAAAAUAUUAGAAUAAUGUAAGAUAUAAUAAAAUUAAUAAUAAUUAAUAAUAAAAGAUAUAAAUGGGAGAUAUGGAGGAAAAAAAUUUUUCUUGCGAUAUAAAUAUUUUAAUUUCUUCGAAUCUCUUGCAAAAUAAGUGGGGAGAACAGCAGAGGUCAAAUGAAUUUUUUUUUUUUACUGUACAGUAAAUGAACAACGUAUUAAACUAUUAAGUUCAUAUUUUUUGCUUGAAACUGUUUAUACUAACGAACCUUUCGUUCUUUCGAUCAAGAUACAUAUGUAUUUUAUUCGUCGCACGAUCAAGGAUUCAUUUACCAUUUUCUAUUAAUUAAUAAAACAAUAAAAGCUUGUAUCCUCUCUUUAUAGGUAGCCACAUUCUGUUGGAGAAAUUACGGAAAUAUAAACCGAAGAUCGCUGUGUUUAACGGUAAACUCAUAUACGAGGUAUUCUCUGGGAAGAAGGAGUUUGGAUUCGGUAGACAACCUAACUUGGUAGAGGGCACAAAUACGUACAUGUGGGUGAUGCCAUCGAGUAGCGCGAGAUGCGCGCAACUACCACGGGCGGCGGACAAAGUGCCAUAUUACGCGGCGCUGAAGAAGUUUCGCGAUUACUUGAACGGCACGAUCUCUCAUCUAGAUGAGUCGGACAUAGUGUUCGCGGACUCGAAGCUGAAGAAGAAGGAACAAGAGGCGAUCGAGGAUAAAAAGCCGGCGUUCUGCGAGGAGCUUACGAACGAGGGAGAAAGCAGAAUCACCGAGGCGAAUGGAACCGGCAUGAAACAAGACUCCAACUCCCAGAUACCCGGCAAGAAGAAAAGAGGCAGGCCAAAGAAGAUAAAGAACCCGGAAGAUCAACCGCCGCCGGAUCCCGAGAAAUUAGACGCGAACGGGGAAGUGAUAAAGAAACGGCGAGGACGGCCGAAAAAGAUACAUCAACAGCAAAAGCAACAGGAACGGGAGAUGAGAGAACAGCAGCAGCAACAUCAACAACAACAUCAGGGUAUGGGCCAUCUCGGGGACGGCUACGGUGCCGUGGUACCCAACUGUUUCUCCCCGCCGAAGACAUUUGCUCAUAUGGCUCCCUAUCCACAACCGAUGAACGAUUCUGGAUUUUACGGACAGGGUAUCAACGACAGCCCGUAUAGUAUAAAUGCAAAACAAAGCCCGGUACACUUGCAACACUACAGCCAAAGCCCGAAAUCCAUGUCGCUCUCGUUUACUCAUUCCGAUCUAUCCUCGGAGAUCAACACCGCGAUUUCUUCGGAGAACAACUUGGAGCCGUCGCCGUUGACAUCCCCAAGCGUCGAACAUCCGGAUUUCGAACCCCCUACCAGUAUCUCGCAGCAGAAUAUGAACAACGAUCAUCGUCAGUACAAUCCAGCUGGGAACGGCGAGAAUCCGGGUCAUCAUGGUAGCCCGGGUACGCCGUCCCAUCAGAGCUACACCAGCUACAUGGGCUAUCACGACCAAACCUCCGAGCCCCACAAUCCUCAUCCCCAUCAGACUACGCCGACACCGUUGAGCCAAACUACCGACGACCAUUCGCAUCACUCCCAUCCGACUCCCCCGCAUACGCAUCCGCAUACGCCGACACACGCCUCGAUGUCACCUCACCACCAUCCGCACGAGCAGUACGCCAUGAAGAGAAACGCCGGACAGGACGUGGCCUCGAAAAGUCUCAGCGACUUGGAAUCUCUAGUCGAUCAGAUACCGAGCAUAGCCGACGGCGGUAGCCAACGUCUACAGCACGCGCAUCCCGGGAUGACCGACGACGGAUCUCUCGCGGAAAAAAUGGAAGCACAUCAUCAGUCUUAUUUGUCGGGAUUCUCCGGCAUGCCUAACGCCGGCAUGUCCAAUUACAGCCCUCCCUUGGCGCCCACCGGUGCGAUCUAUCCAUCUUCGUUACAUCAUUCUCCCAACGACGGUUACGGCUCUCUUUACGGCAUGAACGGACGCCAGCAUCAGGACUCCCAGCAGCAGCAGCAACAGCAGCAGCAACAGCAGCAACAGCAACAGCAGCAACAGCAGCAGCAGCAGCAUCAACAGCAACAGCAACAGCAACAUAGUAAAUCGUACACAGUUGAAAAUCUAGCGUCUAGCAAUUACACGCCGAGCAUGAGCCACGGUCAUCCUGGUAACUCGUAUCCGAAUAUUAUUCCUGGACCUCAUUAUCCCGUACCGAUGGGAUCGACGAACGGGUAUCUUUUUGGUGGCCUUGAAUCAAGCUUGAUGCAACGCACCUACGGGAUGAGCGGUAUGAGCGGCAUGGGGGGAAUGCAUCCAUCCCUCGGUCACAUGGCGAAUCCUUAUUCCUACAAUGGUUCGUACUCUAGUUCCUUCGACGCCUAUCCGGCCCCGCCAGCAGGGAUUCACGCGCCCAGCGCUAAUUAUCCCGGCGGUUACGCGAGCGUUGGUAGCGCGACUCCAGGUACUUCUACGCCACCGUCUUACCUUCCUUCCCAUCACAGACCGUCAGUCGACCUCGCUUACGACGGUGUAUGA